Molecule: messenger RNA, 1848 nt
Organism: Penicillium alfredii
Lineage: Eukaryota; Fungi; Ascomycota; Eurotiomycetes; Eurotiales; Aspergillaceae
Exons: 3
Coding region: 1-1848 (615 amino acids)
Source: RefSeq, a predicted model, not a curated record
AUGACGUUCAGCAUCACCAUUGAUCCUACAGAUCCGCACGGUUCGGAUCACUCUUUGUCUGACGAGGAGGAUUCCUCCGGCGUGCAAGUUUCCGUGCCUUCAGACCCAGGGAGCCAUGAGUACCAAGACUAUGAUGAGUGGGCGCAUUUGCCAUAUCCGGAUGAAUUGAAACCGUCUGAUUCAGCCUCUCGACCAAGGACCUCACACCGCAGUCGCCCGCUUCACGGUACACGCUCGGCUUCAGGCCGUCGUCAGACCUCGCGUCGUCAUAUGAUCCCAGAACGGGAGUCGUUUGGCCCGCGGGCCCGGAGGCACCAUUCACCAGAAUCUCCCGAUAGCGCGGAUUCGGCCGAAGAAUAUGCUGGUCCCUUUGGCCGUGCCGCUCCUGACCGGAGAAUGUGGCCCCCGCCUGCGCCAGGCUAUGCCCCAAGUUCAUCUUCCGGGCCGUCUUACAACGCCUAUCCCCAUGGACCUGGUCCCUACAUGCACCCAAAUGGGCCUCAAAACCCAUCGGACCAGCUAAUACGACUUGGUCACCCCAACUCCGGGCAGCAACCUGCCUAUGGCUCUGCGGCCUAUCCUUACGGCACCCCGUACCCGCCUCCACAUGGCUCUUCGAUGCACCCUUAUUUCCCCCAAGAACAUCCAGCGCACUCAAGACACGCCCAUCGCCAACAGCCCCCGCAACCGCGAAACGAUGCGCAUAAUCCUUCCCAGCCGCCAAUACCACACCCGAUGGCUCCCCAUGGCUCGCCCUCACCGUUCGCAGGAUCUCCAUUUCAUUCCCACGAGCUGAUGCCCUAUGGACCCGCGGGGUAUUACAAUUAUCGGGAUCCGUACGCCAUGGUUCCCGGGAUGAUGCCUCCAUCAUACUUUCCUUCAUAUCCCCAAGUACCCUCGCCGACGCAGCCCGAGUCCAAAUCGCCGCCCGAGCCCCCAGCAGAUAUUGCCAAGGACGAAGCGAUUGCGAGGCUUGAGAAGUUGAUUCUGGAUGAACGGACGGAACGAGAGACCCGAGAGGCCGCGCAAAAGGCGGCAAUUGAACGAGAGGCCGCGGAGAAAGCUGCUCAAGAAGAACGAGCCGCGCAUGACAAACAGAUCGCCGAGCAAGCCGCUGCCCUAGCCAGAGCGGAUGCGGAGAAAAAGGCCGCCGAGGAUGCAGCUAAGGCCAAAGAAGAGGCCGAGAAAGCUGCAGCAGCCGCUGCUUCGGAGGCGGCGGCAUCCGCGGCGGCGGCGGCGACUGAAGCGGCUAAUGCAGCGGCCGCUGAAGCUGCCAAAAAAACCCCCGCCGAAAAGAAGAAGCCGAUCAAAUUCAAGGACGCCGUUGGAAGGAAAUUCAGCUUUCCUUUUGAGCUAUGCAGCACGUGGCAGGUAAGCCCCUCCUUUUCUCUUCUGCUUCAACUAUACAACCCAGAACUUAUCAUUGACUUGACACAGGGCAUGGAAGAGCUUAUCCGGCAAGCUUUUCUCCACAUCGAGGUCAUAGGCCCACACGUUGCCGAGGGGCAUUACGAUCUCAUUGGCCCUAAUGGUGACAUUAUCCUUCCCCAGGUGUGGGAGACCGUGAUUGAGCCCGACUGGGCUAUUACCAUGCAUAUGUGGCCGAUUCCCGAGAAGCCCAAAGAACCAGAUCCUCCGGCGGCUGAGGCCCCGCCUGUGAAGGAGGCAGAAGCGCCCGCGCCCGCGCCUGCGGAGCCAAAGAAAAAAUCGGAGUCUGCAAGCAAGAAAAAUAGACCCAAAGGCCCCCCCGGCGGUAUCGCGAUGUGGAUGAUUGGAGGAAGCAACCGCCCUCGGACAAAACAAGCUCCCAAAGCAGAGAAAAAACCGGAACCGCCCCCCCAACAAUGA